UCCCCUAAGGCCUUCUAAACCCAUUAAGUGGUUCUAAAUCAUUGCCUACUUCUCCUCUUCACUACAACAAAACCCAAGCGGAACCUCUCUCUCUCUCUCUCCAUUCAGAAUCCUUCACUGCUUACUUACACGGAUUCGAGCUUCUCUCUCUCGUCAAUUUCGAAGACGCAACACGAAAAAUGGCUCUGAGGCUGAACCCUAACCCUUCACAGAAGCUCUUUCUCUCUCCUUCUUCAUCAUCAUCUUCUUCUUCUUCAUCGUUCUCGCUUCCUCAAAUGGCUAGCCUCAGAUCUCCAAGGUUCCGCAUGGCCUCCACCCUCCGCACUGGUUCCAAAGAGGUUGAAAAUCUCAAGAAGCCUUUCACGCCUCCCCGAGAGGUACAUGUUCAAGUAACCCACUCCAUGCCACCCCAGAAGAUUGAGAUUUUCAAAUCGUUAGAGGGUUGGGCUGAGGAGAACAUUUUGACUCUCCUCAAACCUGUAGAGAAGUGCUGGCAGCCACAGGACUAUUUACCAGAACCUUCAGAGGAUGGAUUUGAGGAGCAAGUGAGGGAACUGAGAGCAAGGGCAAAAGAGCUUCCUGAUGAUUACUUUGUUGUUCUGGUCGGAGACAUGAUCACUGAAGAAGCCCUUCCUACUUACCAGACAAUGCUUAAUACUCUCGACGGGGUUCGAGAUGAAACAGGUGCCAGCCUUACUUCCUGGGCAGUUUGGACAAGGGCAUGGACUGCGGAGGAAAAUAGACAUGGUGAUCUUCUUAACAAGUAUCUUUACUUGUCUGGCCGCGUUGACUUGAGGCAAAUUGAGAAGACAAUUCAGUACUUGAUUGGCUCUGGAAUGGAUCCUCGGACCGAGAACAGCCCCUACCUUGGUUUCAUUUAUACUUCAUUUCAAGAGAGGGCCACCUUUAUAUCCCAUGGGAACACAGCUAGGCUGGCAAAGGAACAUGGGGAUAUGAAGUUGGCACAAAUAUGUGGUAUGAUUGCCUCAGAUGAGAAACGCCACGAGACUGCAUACACAAAGAUAGUGGAGAAGCUGUUUGAGAUCGAUCCUGAUGGAACUGUAAUGGCUUUUGCUGACAUGAUGAGGAAGAAAAUAGCUAUGCCGGCACACUUGAUGUAUGAUGGCCGUGAUGACAACCUGUUCGAAAACUAUUCUGCCGUCGCUCAGCGCAUCGGAGUCUACACUGCCAAGGACUAUGCUGAUAUCCUUGAAUUUCUUGUGGGGCGGUGGAAGGUGGCAGACCUAACCGGACUCUCUGGUGAGGGAAGGAAAGCUCAGGAUUAUGUUUGUGGGCUGCCGCCAAGAAUCCGAAGGCUGGAGGAGAGAGCUCAAGGAAGAGCCAAGGAAUCCCCAAGACUUAAAUUCAGUUGGAUUUACGAUAGGGAAGUGCAACUCUAAACAAAUCAAAUGGAGGAGGAUCAUGAUAUGAAUCAUUAUGCAUCAUUAUGCAAUAUCCUAUUCUGAGAAAGUGUUGAAUAGUGAAGAAAGCUUUCAGUUUGUCAUU
Molecule: messenger RNA, 1506 nt
Organism: Arachis duranensis
Lineage: Eukaryota; Viridiplantae; Streptophyta; Magnoliopsida; Fabales; Fabaceae
Product: stearoyl-[acyl-carrier-protein] 9-desaturase, chloroplastic
Exons: 3
Coding region: 180-1400 (406 amino acids)
Biological process (GO): fatty acid biosynthetic process; defense response
Cellular component (GO): chloroplast stroma
Molecular function (GO): stearoyl-CoA 9-desaturase activity; stearoyl-[ACP] desaturase activity
Source: RefSeq, a predicted model, not a curated record